Messenger RNA from Pecten maximus, 4081 nucleotides. RefSeq names its product xanthine dehydrogenase/oxidase-like. Bases 44 to 3952 code for a protein of 1302 amino acids. Gene Ontology annotation, molecular function: 2 iron, 2 sulfur cluster binding; oxidoreductase activity; FAD binding. Lineage: Eukaryota; Metazoa; Mollusca; Bivalvia; Pectinida; Pectinidae. The transcript is spliced from 34 exons. The record is from RefSeq and is a predicted model, not a curated record.
GCUAGACUAUCCAUCAGUCAUCUACUGCAGAGUCAGUACAACCAUGGACAACCCUCGGACAACUUUGGUGUUCUUUGUCAAUGGAAGCAAGGUGGUGGAAACUAAACCGGAUCCGUCAACAACCUUGUUACAUUAUCUCCGUCGGCACUUAAAACUUACAGGUACAAAGAACGCUUGUAAUCAGGGAGGAUGUGGAGCCUGUACCGUGAUGCUGUCGUGGUGGGACAAGGCGGAACGGCAAAUAAAACAUUCCAAUGUAAAUGCUUGCCUCGUUUUGGUAUGCAAUCUCCAUGGCUACGCCGUUACGACAGUGGAGGGGGUGGGUAGCACGCGACAAGGACUCGGUGGGAUUCAGACAAGCAUGGUGGAGUCAUUUGGUCUCCAGUGUGGGUUCUGUACACCAGGAAUGGUGAUGACAAUGCAUACCCUGCUACAGCAGAAGGAAGACCCAUCACCAGGAGUUUUGGAGAAAGCACUCGAGGGGAAUAUGUGCCGCUGUACGGGAUACAGACCAAUAGUUGACGCUUUCCGAAACUUUUGCAAAAAGAAUUGUACAAAGCGGGCAGAAUGCAGUCAUGGAGACAUCGAGGACCUUUGUCAUUUGACUAUCAAUGGCGGCAGUGAGAACGAGAAUAUCGACAAUGACAAGUUUGAAGAGAAGUUACCCUUUCCGGAAGAACUGCAGAUUGACCUGGAGACCGAGAGCUUGGCGUUCCGGAGCGGUGACUGGUGCUGGCUGAGGCCUGUGACGUUACAGGAAGUACUCAAUUUGAUGGACACAAUGCCGGACAGUUACAUCGUGAUGGGAGGAACCAAUCUGGUCGGGAAACUGAAAUCAAAGCAAAUCACUCAAGGAACAUUGAUUUCGUGUGCGCAUGUCAAGGAAAUGAUAAUGUUUGAACAAAAUGAAGAGGGUAUUGAAAUAGGCGCUGCUUUGACUCUUGGAGGUAUCGCCGAACGUUUGAAGGCGUGUGCUCAAUCUCUUAAUGGUCGGGGCGAACGUGGCCAUGUUGUCACAGCAAUGUUGGAAAGUUUACAAUGGCUGGCGUGUCAGCAGAUCCGGAAUCAAGCGACUUUGGGAGGUCACGUGAUGAUAUCGGACCCUCGUUGUGAUUUAUGUGUUGUGCUUAUGGCUGCCAAAGCGAGAGCUGUGGUGAUUUCGAAAGAUGGACGCAGGGAAGUCCAUAUCGACAACCAUUUCUUUGCCAGUAAUGGGAAGACGUCGCUUUCACCAUCAGAAGUGUUGGUAUCGGUAAAGGUGCCAUUUAAUCCAGCGAAUACGUACAUGACAUACUACAAACAAGCUAACAGAAAGGGUUUCGACUACGCUGUGUUGAACGGAUGUUUCUAUGCCAGUUGGGAUGGACAUGGCGCUUUCACCAGCCUUGAUCUUUGUUUUGGAAGUAUGUUCGAAACAACAAAAAGACUCGUCAAAGCUUCAUCCGUAGCAAAGGCACAAUACCCUGACGACAGCACUCUGGCAUCGGUUUGUGACGAGAUAAAACGUGAGCUGGAUGUUGAUUCGAACGGCACUGUCAGCACAUACAAACAGAAACUGGCGUGUGGCUUCGUAAUUAAGUACUGGCGGGAGAUACAAAACACACUUAAUCAUAACAAAAAGGCAGAUAUCAACGGUCUUCUGUGGAAACCUUGCGAAGGGCAGCAGGUGUAUCAGGCGCCAUCUCCUGGACAACCAGCAAACGACGCCGUAGGACGAUCUGUUCCGUUAGUUGCUGGACCUGCGCUCGUGACUGGACAGGCCAUGUUUCUGGACGACAUGCCACGAUUUGAAAAUGAGCUGUACGUCCAUCCGAUUUUGAGCACCAGAGCACAUGCGCAGAUAAUUUCUGUAGACAAGAGUGCUGCCAUCACUUUACCGGGCGUGGUAGAUUUCUUAGAUGCGACAACAGUUCCAGGUCAAAACAAAUGGGGGCUAUUUGCACAGGACGAACCUUUGUUUGCUGAAAACGAAGUAUUUUGUAUUGGCCAAGCUAUAUGUGCUAUCGUAGCUACGUCUGAACAAUGCGCCAAGACAGCGGCGGACCUAGUGAAGAUCACUUAUCACGAUCUACCCAGCAUCAUCACAAUGGAGGAAGCUAUUGCUGCAGAUUCCUACAUUGAAUAUACCUCACACCCGAUAGAUUGCGGGGAUCCACAAAAACAGUUUCCACACUGUGACUUUGUGAGAGAGGGUCAAGUACGGUCCGGUUUCCAGGAACAUUUCUAUCUAGAGCCGAGUGGUGCGCUUGUUGUGCCGAAAAACGAAUCUGGAGAAAUUGAGAUAUUUACCACAUCCCAAGCACCGACUUUCUGUCAGACAACAGCUUCCCAGAUACUUGGCAUACCGAGGAACAAAAUCGUCGUCAGACAAAAACGACUUGGUGGUGGAUUUGGAGGAAGAGAAUAUCGUACUCCUCUUAUGUUCGGAGCAGCGGCCGUUGCAGCACAAAGAUUGGGAAAACCUGUGCGUAUGAUCAUGGACAGAGCGAGAGAUUUCCAGACUACCGGGAAACGUCAUCCAUUUAUGUCAAAAUAUAAGGCGGGUUUUAGGACUGACGGGACAUUGGAAGCCGUAUCAAUCCAUUUUUACGUUAACGCCGGAUACACGCUGGACGUGUCGACUGCGAUUAUGGACAAUGCUUGUUUCCAAAUUGACGCGGCGUAUAAAACGCCCGUGUUUUCUGUGUACGGACAUGUAUGCAAGACAAACACGCCCUCCAACACAUCCAUGAGAGCGUUCGGCGCGGCGGAGGCGGUGUUCGUCAUGGAAGCCAUCUUAUGUACUGUAGCAGACACAGUUGGACUAGAACAAGAAAGCGUAAGGCAGCUAAACAUGUACAAGGAAGGCAGCAUCACUCACUACAAACGAAAACUAGAAAACUGCAUGGCACAACGCUGUUGGAGAGAUUGUAUGGUGCAAAGUAACUUUGAGGAAAGGAAGCAAGCAGUGAACGUAUACAACAGCCAGAACAAAUUCAAGAAGAAGGGGAUAGCUGUGAUGCCUCUUAAGUUCGGCGUUGGAUAUCCUCUACGACAUCAAAACCAGGGAGCUGCGUUGGUGAACAUCUACCUGGACGGGUCUAUAACUAUAGCACACGGAGGAGUCGAGAUGGGGCAGGGUCUUCAUACAAAAAUGAUUCAGGUGGCCUCCAGAGCCCUCUGUGUAUCUAUGGACGACAUUUACAUCAGUGAGACAGGGACAAACACCUGCCCUAACACUACCUCAACAGCGGCCAGCUUAUCCUCAGACCUGCAAGGGGCGGCCAUUCUGGAUGCAUGCAAUAAGAUCAAAGGAAGACUACGGCCAUACAAAGAGAAAAGUCCUACAGGAACAUGGACGGAAUGGAUUAAUGCUGCUUACAUGGACAGAGUGAGUUUAUCCGCCACAGGGAUAGGAAGACCAGGCGACCAGGAGUGGGAUUUUGAGAAAGGCGUAGGCAAUCCUAUCCACUAUUACACGUAUGGAGCGGCAUGUACUGAGGUGGAAAUCGACUGCCUAACAGGAGAACAUCAGGUAUUGGACACUGAGAUCGUCAUGGACAUCGGGAACAGUUUAAACCCAAGUCUAGACGUUGGACAGAUAGAGGGUGGGUUUGUUCAGGGAUAUGGAUGGGUCACAAUGGAAGAGUUGAAAUUUUCACCAGAGGGUCAUACCCUGGCUUGUGGACCGGUCGAUUACAAACUCCCGGGAGUAAGGAACAUACCUCGUCGGAUGAAGGUGUCUAUUCUCAAGGAUUGUCCCAACAAGGGUACUGUGUAUUCCUCAAAGGGUGUAGGUGAGCCUCCACUUCUACUGGCAAUAUCGGUUUAUUUGGCACUGAGGAAAGCAGUCCAGGCCUGUCGGACGGAUGCCGGACUCUCUAGUACCUUUGACCUCGAUAUCCCAUUAACAGCUGAAAGAAUCAGAAUGGCUUGUCCGAUUGAAAUUCCUACUGGCAAAUCCGAUUUAUAAAUAAAACCAAAUGAGAGGACCAGGAUAUGGUUCCAACAAAAAUCAGUUGGACAUUUGUCUAAAUAGUUUGCGUCAGGGCAUUUAGAUCAAAAUUGAAGAAAGAAAAAACAAAACAAAACAAAACAAAAC